This is a messenger RNA of Vigna radiata var. radiata (mung bean), 683 nucleotides long. Its product is annotated as prefoldin subunit 6. The transcript has 5 exons. Bases 86 to 475 code for a protein of 129 amino acids. Gene Ontology annotation, biological process: protein folding; chaperone-mediated protein complex assembly. Gene Ontology annotation, cellular component: cytoplasm; prefoldin complex. Gene Ontology annotation, molecular function: protein-folding chaperone binding. NCBI's taxonomy places the organism in Eukaryota, Viridiplantae, Streptophyta, Magnoliopsida, Fabales, Fabaceae. The record is from RefSeq and is a predicted model, not a curated record.
UGGGCCGACCCAACAAGAAGAAGAACAAAAGCAGUAGCCAUUGGUGUUUUACAACGGCAACUGAAGGAAGAAGGUCGGAAACACGAUGAGUUCGUCCAACCUCAGAGAUCUUCAACGUGAAUUGGAGAACAAAGCCAAUGAUCUCAGCAAGCUCCAGAAGGAAAUUGCGAAGAAUCACCAGAUGAGGAAGAAGUACACGAUUCAGCUUGGCGAGAACGAGCUCGUCCUCAAGGAACUUGAUUUGUUGAAAGAAGACGCAAAUGUUUACAAGUUGAUUGGGCCCGUACUUGUUAAGCAAGAUUUGGCUGAGGCCAAUGCAAAUGUCCGUAAGAGAAUCGAAUACAUCUCUGCUGAAUUGAAGCGGCUUGAUGCCACUGUUCAAGAUUUGGAAGAGAAGCAAAAUAGCAAGAAAGAUACGAUACUAAAAUUGCAACAGAGGAUUCAAUCUCUUCAGUCUGGGAAAGGAAAGGCAUAAUUUGCCCUAAUAUAUUGUUCCGGCAUUUUACUUUAGGUGUGCUAAGGUUGAUGUGCAUUUGUAUUUUGAGCCUCUUCGUUUUGGACUGAAAGUUAAGUCUUAGGAAGGAAAAAAAACCGUUUGGAGAUUUGAGUGGAUAUUAUAGUUGGUAUUUUCAAAGUUUGUUUUAUUAGAAGGAAAUGAAAGAAAGACACGUUCUUCUCUCUUA